AUGGGCAGUAUUAAGAAAGUGGUCCUGAUCACUGGGUGCUCCUCUGGGAUUGGACUCAGUCUGGCCGUUGGACUGGCCUCUGAUCCGGGGAAAAACUACAAAGUUUACGCUACCAUGAGGAACCUUGAGAAGAAGCAGCGUUUGAUGGAGAGUGUGAGAGGACUGCACCAGGAUACUUUGGACAUAUUGCAGAUGGACGUGACCGACCCGGUGUCCAUCCAAAGAGCUAAGGACAGAAUACAGGAGCGCCGUGUGGACAUUUUAGUGUGUAACGCCGGCGUGGGUCUGAUGGGUCCUCUGGAGGUGCAGGGCCCAGAGGAGAUAAGGAGGGUGAUGGAGGUGAACCUGUUUGGAACCCUCCAGACCCUCCAAACCUUCCUCCCUGAUAUGAAGUCCAGAGGAGAGGGACGAAUCCUGGUCACAGGCAGCACCGGAGGGCUGCACGGCCUCCCCUUUAAUGAAGUGUACUGUGCCAGUAAGUUUGCCAUAGAGGGAGUGUGCGAGAGCCUGGCCAUCCUCCUGCAGCACUUCAACAUGCAUGUGAGCCUGAUUGAAUGUGGUCCAGUGAACACAGAUUUCUUGGUAAAUCUUCAGAAAACCGAGCCUGGCGACUCCUCCUUAAAUGCACUGGACCCUCUCACAAUGAGCCUCUACGAGAGCUUCCUGAUGCAUUGUGGGAAGGUUUUCCAAAACGCUGCCCAAGACACUGAAGAUAUUGUCAAGGUUUUUCUGGAUGCAAUCCGGUCUCCUGAACCAGCUUUCAGAUACUACACCAAUGGAACAGCGCCUCCUCUGGUCAAACUGAAGACUUCACAGCCUGACGGACUGGAGUACAUCAGGGAAAUGGGGAAACUCAUUUUUCCACAAGACCAAGAAGAAGAAGACCAUGAUCUCGUCUAG
Messenger RNA from Boleophthalmus pectinirostris (great blue-spotted mudskipper), 900 nucleotides. It is a transcript of the gene hsd17b1, whose product is annotated as hydroxysteroid (17-beta) dehydrogenase 1. Gene Ontology annotation, cellular component: cytoplasm. Gene Ontology annotation, molecular function: estradiol 17-beta-dehydrogenase [NAD(P)+] activity. Lineage: Eukaryota; Metazoa; Chordata; Actinopteri; Gobiiformes; Gobiidae. Bases 1 to 900 code for a protein of 299 amino acids. The transcript has 6 exons. The record is from RefSeq and is a predicted model, not a curated record. Gene Ontology annotation, biological process: estrogen biosynthetic process.